Molecule: messenger RNA, 153 nt
Organism: Pelobates cultripes (western spadefoot toad)
Lineage: Eukaryota; Metazoa; Chordata; Amphibia; Anura; Pelobatidae
Source: the annotation of a GenBank genome assembly
CAGCUGACCGGAUCACGUGGACAGCCCGCAACAACUGGGCAAACUACAAUGGCAGACGCCACGUGGAUAACAAGCCACAGCACAGAGGAGCCUGAUAUCCUGAAGCGGCUAGAGCGCACCUUUUGGGUAAAACUAGCCGACAAACUGGAACAG